Thrips palmi is the source of this 3983-nucleotide messenger RNA. Its product is annotated as extensin. NCBI's taxonomy places the organism in Eukaryota, Metazoa, Arthropoda, Insecta, Thysanoptera, Thripidae. The coding region runs from base 138 to 3236 and encodes 1032 amino acids. The transcript has 23 exons. Gene Ontology annotation, cellular component: cytoskeleton. The record is from RefSeq and is a predicted model, not a curated record.
UUACCUCCAAGCCUCCGCCGAACUCAGACGCAGCUCGCUCCGAGACCCCGAGCGCCCCCAGCGUCUGUUUAGUGCAACACGUCCGGGUGAACCCAGGCUAGCCGCGCAUACCCGCCCACCAGACUCCGGCAUCCAAGAUGGGAGGCUUGAAGCAACGACCCUGGACCCCCACCAAGCGGCGGGGCGCCAUCGCCGCCGAACACCAGAGCCCCGGCCCCGCGUGUGUCAGCCUGCCCACCCUCAUCGGUACCGUUGCCCCCGAUUCGAAACGCGAGCGCGCCCCCGCCUUCAGCUUCGGCAGCAGGCACGGCGCGAAAAACGACAGCCCUGGCCCCGGCCCGGGGCAGUACAACGUGACGGGCCUCAGCGCCAAAGGCAAGGACAGCCCGCCCUCCGCCACGCUGCACUCGCGGCCCAAGGAGACCAACCCCGACGCCACCCCCGCGCCCGGGGACUACAACCCCGACCCCCACGAGACCUCCCCCAAGUACACCUUCGGGCUCAAGGUGCAGCACGACAAGCCGUCCAGCACCCCAGCACCGAACACUUACCUGGCGGAGAAGCCCGCCUCCACCCCGGAGUUCUCGUUUGGCGCGAGAACCCAGCUGGAGAAGCCAAGAGACACCCCCGCUCCUGGUGCUUACAACCCAGAAAAGCCAGGCCCCGCCUUGCCGGCCUACUCGUUUGGCCUCAAGACGCCGCUGGAGAAGCCUUGCGACACGCCAGCGCCCGGCGCCUACAACCCCACCUUGCCCGAGCACCACCUGGCCUACUCCUUCGGCCUCAAGACCGCGGUGGAGAAGCCCUCCGACACCCCCGCGCCCAACGCCUACAAGCCGGACAAGCUGACGCACUCCAUCAACUACUCCUUCGGCCUCAAGACCAACGGCGAGAAGCCCAGCGACACUCCAGCACCCGGCACCUACAACCCCCACCUGCUGGAGCACCUGCCCGCCUACUCCUUCGGCCUCAAGACCCCUCUGGACAGGCCCAGCGACACCCCUGCACCCAACGCCUACAAGCCGGACAAACUCACCAACGCGCCCAACUACUCGUUCGGGCUGCGAACCCCCAUAGAGAAACCCAGCGACACUCCAGCCCCUGGCGCCUACGACCCGAACCUCAUCGAGCACCUGCCCGCCUACUCGUUCGGCCUCAAGACCCCCCUCGAAAAGCCCUCAGACACGCCUGCCCCGAACGCCUACAAGCCGGACAAGCUCGCGAACGCUCCCAACUACUCGUUCGGGCUGCGAACCCCCAUAGCGAAACCCAGCGACACUCCAGCUCCCGGUGCCUAUGAGCCACGCUUGCAUGAGCACCUGCCCGCGUACUCGUUCGGCCUCAAGACUCCCCUGGAGAAGCCGUCAGACACGCCGGCCCCGAACGCCUACAAGCCGGACAAACUCACAAACGCACCCAACUACUCGUUCGGGCUGAAAACGCCCGUCGAAAAGCCCAGCGACACCCCAGCACCCGGCACCUACAACCCGCACCUGCUCGAGCACCUGCCCGCCUACUCGUUCGGCCUCAAGACCCCGCAUGAAAAGCCCUCCGAGACCCCCGCCCCCAACGCCUACAACCCCGACAAGCCCAGCAGCACGCCCAACUACUCGUUCGGGCUGAGGACGCCCGCCGAGAAGCCUAGCGACACCCCAGCUCCUGGCGCGUACAACCCCCAUCUUCCCGAACACUUGCCUGCGUACACCUUCGGACUGAAAACCCCGAUGGAAAAACCGAAUGACACUCCAGCUCCAGGCACCUACGACCCGCACCUCCAGGAGCACCUGCCGGCGUUCAGUUUUGGCCACAAGACGCCCCUGGAGAAGCCCCUGGACACCCCAGCUCCCAACGCGUACAACCCGGACAAGCCGACGCACACACCCAACUACUCGUUCGGUCUCAAGACCCCACUGGAGAAGCCCAGUGAUACUCCAGCUCCCGGAGCGUACGACCCUCACCUCCUGGAGCACCUGCCAGCAUACAGCUUCGGCCACAAGACCCCCCUGGAGAAGCCCCUGGACACCCCCGCCCCCAACGCGUACAACCCGGACAAGCCGACGCACACACCCAACUACUCGUUCGGGCUGAAGACCCCACUGGAGAAGCCCAGCGACACCCCAGCACCGGGUGCGUACGACCCCCACCUUCUGGAGCACCUGCCGGCGUUCAGUUUCGGCCACAAGACGCCCCUGGAGAAGCCCCUGGACACCCCCGCCCCCAACGCGUACAACCCGGACAAGCCGACGCACACGCCCAACUACUCGUUCGGCCUGAAGACCCCACUGGAGAAGCCCAGCGAUACGCCAGCUCCCGGUGCGUAUGACCCCCACCUCCUGGAGCACCUGCCAGCAUACAGCUUCGGCCACAAGACGCCCCUGGAGAAACCCCUGGACACUCCCGCCCCCAACGCGUACAACCCAGACAAGCCAACGCACACACCCAACUACUCGUUCGGUCUGAAGACGCCACUGGAGAAGCCCAGCGAUACUCCAGCUCCCGGUGCGUACGACCCCCACCUCGUGGAGCACCUUCCGGCGUUCAGCUUCGGCCACAAGACGCCCCUGGAGAAGCCCCUGGACACCCCCGCCCCCAACGCGUACAACCCGGACAAGCCGACGCACACACCCAACUACUCGUUCGGGCUCAAGACGCCACUGGAGAAGCCCAGCGACACCCCAGCCCCCGGCGCUUACGACCUCGCCGUGUCGGAGACGAAUGCCGCUUACAGCUUUGGCCUCAAGACCCUUCUUGAGAAGCCCUCGGACACCCCAGCGCCCAACGCCUACAACCCGGACAAGCCGGAGCACGCCCCGGAGUACUCGUUCGGCCUGAGGACCCAGAUCGAGAAGCCCAGCGACAUUCCUGCGCCGAACGUGUACAACAUCCCGUCCGUACUGGGCAAGACGCUGGAGGGCAACAAGAAGGCCGCGCCCGCCUUCAGCAUCUCGGGCCGCCAGAAGGAGCCGCAGGACGAGCGCGCGCUGGUGCCGGGGCCCGGCGCCUACGAGGCCUCCGUGUCCGACUGCUACAACAACCACCACCGCUCGCCCGCCUACUCCAUCAGUUCGCGCUUCACCGUGCCGUCGGACGCCACCCUCAAGCCCGGGCCCGGCGCCCACUGCCCGGAGAAGGUCUCUGGCAACCACCGAUCCUCGCCGAGCUACACUUUCGGCAUCAAACACUCGCCCUACAUCCACAUCAAAAUUACGGACCCGCCGUGCAUGUUGCCGUGUUAGGUAGAGACGUCUGUGCCGGAAGCAUUGCAAGGUGCAGUUGGAUGUUCCUCCAGCUCAUACAUUUGGCAUCAAGCACUCCCAAUACCUUGGCUACCUGAAGGUUUUUGUGCAGUAAGACCAGCACUGCCCUGUGUUUGAUACUAACAUAUGCAAAAUCUCUCACGCUUGAAAUGGCAGUUUUAAUUCUGGCUGUUCAUCUUACAAGAGAAUAUUUGUGAUACAAGACGGAGUGUGAUAAUCCGAGCAAAAUUGUUAGAAAUCCAAUUCCCUGAUCUGCUCUGAAAAGUUUCACCUCAGUUAUAAUUUAUUAUCAUUUCAUGUUAUUUUAUUUAUUGUCAUUCAUGAGCCUCCCAUCUGAAAGGGAGUGGGAAUCGGAUUGCUUCCAGUUAAUCGGAAAAAUAAUUUUGACUUUUUACAGAACUAAUGUUAGUCCAGACUUGUUUAGCUGCCAAUAUAAACAAGUAUGGGUAAAUGUGAUGAAAAGUUUGAAACUGACCAUGAACUUUUAUUAGCUUAAAAGAUCAAAUUAUGUAAAAGCCAUUUCUCUCUUUUUUUUAACAAGAUGCAAAAGCUAGGAGCAAAAAGUGCUUCCAUUUUCUGAUUGUUGAAAUGGACAGAUCUCAAAAUGAGUAAAUAAAAUUAAGCAGAUGUAAGAAGAAAAAAUUGCACAACUUCAUAAGAGUGCACAGCAAGAGAUUGCACAGACAUCCACUUAUGGUUUUGAAAUAAAAUAGUAAUUUCAGGAAA